Molecule: messenger RNA, 3774 nt
Organism: Lentinula edodes (shiitake mushroom)
Lineage: Eukaryota; Fungi; Basidiomycota; Agaricomycetes; Agaricales; Omphalotaceae
Exons: 11
Coding region: 1-3774 (1257 amino acids)
Cellular component (GO): endoplasmic reticulum membrane
Source: RefSeq, a predicted model, not a curated record
AUGUUUGCUUCGUCUUGGAACAGUUUGUGCAGCGAUGCGGAACUCAUGCGUAGCGUAUGGGAUUGUUACGAUGCACAGAAACAUGGCUCAAAUGCUCUCAGCACUCUUAUCACUGCGCUCAAACGACUUGUCACAGAAAAGCCCGCUCUGCUCGGGGUAGUCUCGCAGAUGUUCGGUGUGGGCGUCAGCAGUAAUAAUGAUAGCCACUACGCAUUAUCACCCAGUGGUUCUGCUUAUUCGUUGGAUGGAGUAGCUGGGAUGGUUGCCACUGCGGCUAGCGCCACGGUAUCAAAUGUAGUUGGAAUGAUGGGCUCGAACGCUGGACUAAGCUUGCAGGGUUCAACUAUGAAACUGCAGUGUAUUGACCAACUGGACAAGGCCGACUCUCCUCCAAUUCCUGAAUCAUACGUCUAUCUCCUUGCCGUGCAAUGUCUUGUCUCUCUUUGUGAAGGAUUUGCAACAUUCGCCGCACCCCUCUACAACACCAUAAUUGUCCAAAAACCUCGCGCAGCAGGCGAGGCUCCUAUCCGCGCACCACCAGCCUUUCUUUGGACGAUCCAUCAACAAAACAACUCCAAAUCGUAUGGGAUAUCAUUUCAGUCACCGUCCAGCGAAACACGGCGGAAGCAUCCGGAAAUUCACGAGGCCGCUGAAAAGUCUUUGACUAUCCUUAGAGCUUCACCAGAGCAGGCAAAUAUUAAUCUGACCACAGUUGUCAAGCCCCUCGUCCCCACCCUCUUCAUCUCCUUCAACAUCCCCAGUCCCCAAUUUCGCUUCCACCACUUACGCCGGGUGAUUCCUACCAUCAUACCAUCUUCAAAUACCAGUAUAUCCAGCCCUGGAGCACCCAUACGUCGUCCACCGCUUCCAACCACCCUUCCCAGUUUUCCUGGGUCCGGAACCUCUUCGCCGAGUGUAAAAACACCUCUUGCUUCUCCCAAUUUGGCUACUUAUCGGGCACCAGAAGAAUUGGUCAACUCCGACAACAGAGAUUAUUUUGCAGGUCCUUCUACCAGUGCUUUAGCGCCGGUUAGCGAACAAGCGGUCGAAGCCGACGAUGAAGAUGAUGACGCAGAAACGCUUGACGGACAUGAAGUCAAUGAGGGCGAAAACAGUACAUCGCCGUUAAUCCCGGAUCACGGUGAGAUGGACGAGGAAAUAACGACGUAUUUCCAAGAGGAAGCAACAGAUGGUUCAGAAGAAGGCAAGAGUGAUACUGAGCUAGAACUUGUAAUAGAUUUACCUGAGCCGGAGGCUGGGAACGCUGAACAGCAUGAGGAACCUCAUGUUGUGGACCUCCAGGAUGGCAAUGAAGUUGCAGGUGCGGAAGUAGAUGAGGAUGAGGAAGAUGACGAGGAAGAAGACGAAGAAGGCGAAGAUGAGAUUGCCGAAGAAUUCCAAGUCAGACCACAACUUCGAGAAGGAGCUGCUGUUGCAUUCAAUGCCGGUGGCAGAAGGGCGAUCCAGCUUGACGCCAAUGGGGAUCAGAAUGCGCAUCCCAUACGCGAUAUCCUCAAACGAGCUGCGCUAGUCCAACUUCGGAAAAUAUGCAUCAGUGGCAUCAUAUACACCUUUGUCGUUGUAUGCACCGUUUUCAGCGUUGCGGUGUUGCUCUUUCUUGGCCAAAAAUUACUCCUUCCCAUUCGAUGGAAAACGAGAGAGCCUUUAUCCAAUAUUUCUAUCGAUUUGCUAUUCCUCAACGUCGCAUUACCAUAUACUAUGACUUAUUUUUACGCGACUGCGACUACUUCAUACUUCUUUGGGUUACGUCUGGCGGAGGAGGAAUACGCUCCGAAAAAAUUCUCACUUUCCCGCAUCGUAUAUGGCUCAAGCAAAGACGCUUCUAUCCUGGUUGAGGAUUAUGACGGGUCUUUCAGGCGGGUUCCCAAUACGGACGAUCUUGCUAUCCUGUGGGACAUUCCUGCUACUGUAGCGGUUACAGCUACCGGCAAACCUGUCAAUGAAGAGGCAAUGAUCCUCAUGACCCAACAGGAUAUGGAAACGGUUCAAGCCAAGCAUAGCAGCAGACAAGACUUCACUGUGGUCUAUAUCUCGCCAUAUUUCCGAUACCGAAUGAUACUCUUUGUCUCGAUAUUAUGGACGUUCGGAGCUCUCUGCCUUGGCACAUCUGUCGCUCUCCCCAUACUCCUUGGCCGAGGAUUCUUUGGCAUGGUCUUCAAAGGAAAACGAGAAGUACACGAUGGAUAUUCUAUCAUUGCCGGAUUCUACGUGCUUUGGGCAUGUUGGGUUGUUGGCAGAGCUGUUCGACCUUACUUACUUACUCUGGAAGACGCCUUGGGCUGCUUUAGGAUGCCGAGUGGUUGCCCCCCCAAAAAACCUCCUCUUCUUCAGCAAAUCAAUAUCAGUCAGAGAUCUAGCUUUCAUAAACUAUCUAUGUCUCGUCUAAAUGAAUCCAUGAAAUCUAUUCCAACAUCUUCUAUCGCACCAUCUCAUUCAAAACGGAAAUGGUCAAGGCUGCUACACACUCCUUUGUUGGCUCGUCUUGCGCUACCAUCCAUAACGGCGAUCUUGUCACUGACGCUCAGGCUAUGCCUAAUCCCAAGCCUCGCAAACAGUCAAGGAAGUUUAAUCGCGCCCAUGUACGAACAGUCUGACACAUCCAUACAAACCACUCCUUCGCCAACCCGAGGUUUGAGGAUUGCAAUGUCUACUUUGACAGAGCAUGAACUCUUGCCUCUACCUUCCUCUUUAACGGGUCACAGCGUCCAGGCUACACCUAGUCGCAAACGGAGACAAUCUAAGCUGAUGCGGUCCCCUCAUACCUUUAAUCCGAAUGCCGACUACAUUCCUACCUUCAGAACAGAUUCUGAUGAAGAAUCAAGGAAGAAUCGGAAUGACCACAUCGCAGAACCGUCUGGCGUCACAGCAACAGCACAUACUCCUCGUCGUGUACACUUGGCAGAGUCUCAGGCAUGCUCUUCACCUGCUCCACUUAGAGAUCUAGCUUUCCUUUCUGACAAGAGGCGUAGUAAUACGCGCCUUUCCGCAUUGGAACGAGCCAAGGAACUAUUUGGUACACGUUCGAGUCCCGUGAAACCAUUAUCGGGUCUGGCACAGAUUUUCGACGACGAUGAGCAGGACGCUGAGGCAGCUCAUCCAUCUCAUCAAGUAAAUGAGAGGCCUAUCACCGUUGAUAAGGUAUUUAAAGAGGAAGAGGAGGAGUUGAAAAUUGACGCUGCAGAAGAAGCCGCCGAAAUGAGCAGUGGAGAUGGGUCUGAUCCUAUGUCCCAAGAUCCUGGCUUGGUUCAAAUCACUAGCUCUGAUUCCAAAGCUGCUGCUAUCUCAAAACAGCACGACUACGAUUGCUUCACUAAGAUUGUUUUGAGGCAACAGCAACAACGCACUCGAGAAAUUUCGCAUUACACUAUCGAGAAGUUGAAACGGGACAGUUGUCAUAAGACGCUGUCUGGUGCGGGAAUCUCUAAGGGCAAACCUCGCUUGACGCCGAGACGCUCGCUGGGUACCGCUGUGGGCGACAUGGUCUAUAUACCUCACAGUCCGGUGACAACUCUAGGGAGACUACUAAAGGAAGCCGAGAAGGAAGUCCAAGAGGAGCAGUUUAGAGCUGUUUCGCCCCGCAUCUCCAAGUCUGGUUCUCUGAUGCCCGAAGAUAAUGCACUCGUCGGAAUAGGGCUUAGUGAACGUGCAUCGUACCGUACUCCUUUGCCUGCGAAAUAUGGGCUCGCAAUCCGACCGCAGAGCACACUCGUGCAUGAAAUCAGGGAUGUAGAAGAUGACCACCAGAAUGAUUAA